This is a messenger RNA of Eruca vesicaria subsp. sativa (arugula), 261 nucleotides long. The record is from the annotation of a GenBank genome assembly. Lineage: Eukaryota; Viridiplantae; Streptophyta; Magnoliopsida; Brassicales; Brassicaceae.
AUGCCAGUUAGUCAGGAUAGGAAGAAGGGUGUGAUACUGGAAAACCCCGUCAAGGAGCAAAAAAACUGGAGGAUCCCACUGCAACAAGCAAUGCCGGAGAAAAGAAGGGGCACCCAAAACCUGGACCUUAAAGGAACUACAGCAUCAAGGAAGCUAGCAAGUCUAGGACGCUUGUCACCAAAAGUGAAGGCUAUGAAACCGGCCAGAGAGGUGCCUAUUGAAGUGCGCAAAGUCCCUCGCCAUGAGAAAACCAGUGUCUAA